Molecule: messenger RNA, 3935 nt
Organism: Rhineura floridana
Lineage: Eukaryota; Metazoa; Chordata; Lepidosauria; Squamata; Rhineuridae
Gene: TMEM222
Product: transmembrane protein 222
Exons: 6
Coding region: 80-664 (194 amino acids)
Source: RefSeq, a predicted model, not a curated record
CCCCCUCCACUCAUCCCGGAAGCGGGGCGCCCGCAUCCAGGAAGUGACGUCGUCCCGGCACCUCCCCCUCCUCCUGGUGAUGGAGGAAAAGGAGGUCGCGGUGGGGCAGAUGAAGCAGUUCCACGGCGGCGUUAGCGUGGGGGUCGGCGGUGGCGCCGGGGCAGCGGGGCUGGAUCCCGAGCGCUGCCGUUUCCCUUACUGCGUCGUGUGGACGCCUAUUCCCGUGCUCACAUGGCUCUUCCCCAUCAUCGGCCACAUGGGCAUUUGUACCUCAGCUGGAGUCAUCCGGGACUUUGCAGGGCCUUACUACGUCUCAGAAGACAACAUGGCUUUUGGGAAGCCUGUAAAAUACUGGAAGCUGGAUCCCAGCAAAGUGUAUGCCUGUGGCCCUAACGCUUGGGAUACUGCAGUGCACGAUGCCUCUGAGGAGUACAAGCACCGUAUGCACAACCUCUGCUGUGACAACUGCCACUCUCACGUAGCCCUGGCCUUAAACCUCAUGCGAUACGACAACAGCACUUCCUGGAAUAUGGUCAAACUUUGCUUCCUCUCCCUUCUAUAUGGAAAGUAUGUGAGCAUAGGGGGCUUUGUGAAGACCUGGCUUCCUUUCAUCCUCUUUUUGGGGAUUAUCCUGGUAGUCAGCCUGACUCUUCACUUGCGAUGAUGGAUGACACCAGCGUCCCCAUUCCCUUUUGAAGUCAAGCGCUGAAAACUCUUGCCUUUCCGGCUGCAGCAAGACACGGAGCAGUGUGGCCUGGAAACCCACAGAAAAGAAGAUGUGCUUUGUAAUGACAACUCUCCCUUUAUCCUGGUGGAUUUCCUUUUCUCCCCCAUCAUUCUGUCCUUCAAAUAUCCAGGGAAGUGGGGUGUGUGGGGCGGGGAACCACUGCAUCUUGCUUCUUGCCAAGGGUCCCUUGUGUUGAAAGUCCCUGCAUAGGAAUGCACUACUUGGACAUGAAGGGAGGGCUUCACGUGCCUUGCAGUAGGUGCCGGGGCUGGUUGUAAGGUUCCUCAGCCUCUCAACAAGAGAUUCUUGAUGGCACUUUAUGAGAAGUGACUGUCCAUGGUCACUGUGCAUUGGGAGAAGGGACAGAGGGUUUUUAGUUUUUCGUUUUACAUCUGCUUGCACCGGUAAAUGGGAUUUUCAGCAUUCCCUGUUGCAGCAUUUUCUCUACGACUGAGUACCGGAGUGAUUGGUGACCUCAAAAUGGAAGAACAACCUGAUUGCACAGGCAAGCUGGGGAUGCUGUGCCCAGGAUGGAGUUGGCUUCAGUUUCUGCUUUGACAGAUAGGACUUUAUACGGCAGUCUGGCGGUCAUACUGUUGCAUCCUCUUGUUCUUUGCACAGAAAGUGCAUGUUUUGUUUUGUUUUUAAUUUGGUGCUCCUCAGAAAUGCCGUUGUUCUAAAAGCAGCCAGUCCCCCCCCCAGCUCCCACCAGCCACAGUCAUUGCCAAGAUUGACCUUGAGCUGUCCUCAGCUAAGCUUUUGUUGAAAGUUUUGUUAAGACAUCCUAGUCCCUUUUGUAGAACUACAGUUCCCAAAGUUUUUCUGUGUGUGUGGCUGAGAGAGAGAUGUACCCACCUGAUGGUUAAACUGUUUGAUUUAUAAUGUCAUUAUUCAGAACAAUGUGCCUUAGAAGACACUAGAAGCAUAACCCACCCCAGGGAAAUGCCUGAUCUUCCCCACUGAAACUUAAAGCCCUACUGACAUGAAGUCUGUUCUAAAGAGAAGAGAAUAUUUCAUUCCAGAUGCACAUUCUCCCAUACCGCUUUCUAGGGAAGCUGGAGGGCAGCCUUUGCUAACCUGUUGCCCUCCUGAAGCUUUAGACUGCAAUUCCCAUCAGCCUCAGCCAGCACUGCACGGGAAUUGCAGCCGAAAAUUUCAGGAGGGCACCAGGUUGGCAAAGGCUGCAGUAGAGAAUUGUGUGCCAUCCACUUCUAAAUGGACUUCAUUUUUGGCCUCUGGCCUUGCCUGUACUGUAGUGAAAUGCACAGUCUUUGUGCCUCCUUCCUUUUUUUUAACUGAAGGGGACAGAAAAGGCUCCUUUUAGAUUGCACUGCUCUCUACUACAUCCCCCCCUUGCCCUUGCUAAUCUCCGCCCUUUGCAGUCAUCUUUAGCGCACCCUCUGGAGUGCCAAGUGCUUUGCGCUGUGCUAAGAAGCAGCGUUGUCUGUACCUUAAAACGCCUAUGUCUGAGCAGGUUCUCUUGGUGUCUUUGCUGCUGCAUUCAGCCAUUUCCAUCAUGAAUGGAGGGCAGCUGUAGAAAGCUUGAUCAAUAAGCUCUAGGCUGAUUAGAGAUCAAAGGUCUCACAUCAAAGUGUAUGUGUGUGGCGUUCCAUCAGGCUCUCCCUGGGCCGCUUUGCUUAUCCCCCAGCAGGGAUUCUACUUCUUAUGGAAAUAAUAGACCAAAUCUACUGAAUAGAGAGAGUCUCCCCCUUCCUGCUCUUUUUUCCCCUUUCAUAUCCUCCCCCCCCCCAAAAAAAAUAAAAAAUAAAAAAAAAUCUUGCCAAAUAAGAGCUCCAGGAAGCCUAGGCAAUUCCCACACCUGGUGCUCAAAGCCAACUUACCCUCCUUCAGUAGCAGCAGUCCUGACUCUUCUUUUGAGUCAGUUAAAGUGUUUUGCUGACAUCAUGCAUGUAUACGCUCUUUGCCCCAAGUUAAAAGGUGGCACUAGUUGCAGGAGGAGCUAAGAUGCCAGACUCUCUGGUCUCUUCUUUCUCGUCCGUCCGUCCCCGCCUCCCUUUUGCAUUCUCGUGUUAGAUUUCUGUGUUCUUUAUUAUCAUUAUUAUUUAUUAGAUUUAUUAGUCCCUUGUUACCUGAAGGUCUCCAAGCGACAUACAACAUUGUUGAAAACCAAAAUAAAUAUACCAUUAAUGGUGGGCACAGUUGUGUGGUUGGGAAGCAACUGCUCGCUCGCUCUCCCCACCCCAAACAUGCACGUUCCAGGUCUUCUAGAGUACGUUUUUAAGUGGCCGCUGAUCACCUGCGUCUGCCUGUACAGUCAAAGCUGCUUCACUGUGCACCCAGCUUCCAGCCCUGCCUAUGUUUAUCAAGCUGCUGAAAAAGCUUCUGAAAGUGAGUUGUCAGAGCCACAGAAGAAUGUGGGCUUAGCUGGGUGCAUAGUGGAGGAAUUGCAUUUGUGACAUCUUUGCUGCAAGGCCGGCUGUAUUCAAGCCAUGUCCCUACCAACCCCCUCUUUCGACACCUGCCUAGUAACUGCCCAUUUUGAAAUGCUGUGUUGCAGCUGAAUGGCCGCCUCUUUAGGCUGGCUUGUGAAUUAGCACACUCUUCCACGGGGAAGCACUUCUGUGUAGGGGUUUCGGAAACCUGUGAGUAGUAUUCAGCUAAAUCCUACUCAGAGUAGACCUAUUAAAAUGGAUGAACCUGAGUUGGCCAUGUCCAUUACCUUCAGUGGGUCUACUUUGAGUAGGGCUGGCAUUGAAUACCAAUGUUUCCAUUGUAGGGUGAAACACAGGGGGUUUCUUGGAUCUGCUUGCAUACCAGCCGUUGCCUGCAGUCUCUUUCCAGACAUUGACUGGCUGCAGGCACAGUGUGAGAAGUCUGUGCUCAGAGGUCAUCUGUGUCUGCACGGAUUCCACAUUCACAUCGGCAUGGAGAUGUCUUCAGUGUAGGAAUCUGGGUAAGAUGCCAAGUUCUCAAAGGUUUCGUCGUUUAUUUGGUACCUCCCGUUUUGAGACAUUCAAGGUUUUUUAGUUGCAUUCUGGCGUCUUCAUUUUCCUUUUCUGCUGUGGAAUCUUCAUUGAUGUAACCCCCCCCCCCCGGCUUACUGAUGAUUAGCCUGAUGGGCCUCUGCCUUGCGAGUUGGUUCUGCGGGGGGGGGGGGGGCUGAAUUCCUUUGUACAUACUGAACUUUGCUGCUGUGAUUUCAUAAUCCUGACCUGAUGAUGGUGAAAAAUAAAUGCAUUUCUGUGUA